Messenger RNA from Phascolarctos cinereus (koala), 3414 nucleotides. It is a transcript of the gene CYP4V2, whose product is annotated as cytochrome P450 family 4 subfamily V member 2. The record is from RefSeq and is a predicted model, not a curated record. NCBI's taxonomy places the organism in Eukaryota, Metazoa, Chordata, Mammalia, Diprotodontia, Phascolarctidae. Gene Ontology annotation, molecular function: heme binding; monooxygenase activity; oxidoreductase activity, acting on paired donors, with incorporation or reduction of molecular oxygen.
ACAGGGUCCGCAAACUCCGCAGACGGAUAGCUGGCUUCUGAGCCCCAGCUGUUGCAUUGCUGGCCGCUCAGAGCCAGGCUAGCCUUGGUCUUCCGCCCUUCCAAGACGAAAGUCGGAACUUGAGGGGGCUUUGCGGACCUCGACUUCCACUGCAGCUGCACCGCAGCGGUGCUGAGGGCUUGGGGCAUAGAGUUCAGCUUUCGAAAACGAUUGCAUAUUAGACCUCUUUUGUUCUUCCCUCCCUCGCAGGAUCGUAACCAGAGCCUGGGGAGCAAACCCCACUUAACGAGGCCUGGAGUUCCCGUGACUUCUGCCUCCCUGGACCCAGCUGCAGUGCCCCACCUUGCGCAGAUAGUCUAGCUAAUUAAGCCCUUGGGAAGCCAGCUCCCGGGUGGGUCGGUGGCUGGCUGGCAGCGUCCCUCUUCCUCUGCCCCGAGCACCUGGACCGCCUGCUUGGGCUCCCUGGAAAGCGCGGCUGGCUGGCCUAUAAGCGAGCCCCGGCUGUCCACGGAGAACUCUCUUGCCCCUGGCAGCGUUAGUCGGCCUGAGAAUAUCUGGCGAUCACGAUGGGAGGAGACAUGUGGUUAGUGCCCGUUGGGCAGAAGCUGCUCUACUGGGGUGCCACAGGCGCGGUUACCCUGCUGGGCACCAUCCUCGCGCUGACUCUGGUGCAGAUGUUGGUCGCUUAUGUCCGGAAAUGGAAUCAGAUGAAAGACAUCCCCACCGUUCGCAUCGCGUACCCUCUGGUGGGACACUGUCUGUAUAUGAAAUCUGAUAGCCAAGAAUUUUUUGAACAGAUCAAUUACUAUAUUGAAGAAUACAGACAGGAACCACUGCUAAAAUUGUGGAUAGGACCAGUGCCAAUGGUGGUAUUGUAUCACGCUGAUAAUGUGGAGGCACUUUUAUCAAGUUCAAAGCAAAUAGACAAGUCCUGCCUGUAUAAGUUCCUGCAACCCUGGCUUGGCCUCGGACUCCUUACAAGUACUGGAGACAAGUGGCGUUCCAGGAGAAAAAUGCUAACCCCAACCUUUCAUUUCACAAUUCUGGAAGAAUUCUUAGAUGUCAUGAAUGAACAAGCUAAUGUUUUAGUCAAUAAGCUUGAAAAACACAUUGACCAAGAAGCCUUUAACUGUUUUCUUGACAUCACUCUCUGUGCCUUAGACAUAAUAUGCGAAACUGCUAUGGGUAAAAAUAUUGGUGCCCAAGCCAAUGGUGAUUCUGAGUAUGUCCGCUCAGUUUUUAGGAUGACUGAUAUAAUAUUUCGUAGAAUCAAGAUGCCUUGGCUUUGGCUUGACAUGUGGUAUCUUCUGUUUAAAGAAGGAUGGGAACACAAGAGGAGUCUAAAAAUCUUACAUGAUUUCACAGACAAAGUUAUUGAAGAACGAGCCAGACAAAUGAAGGAAAAUAAGGCACAGAAGGAAGGGGAUAUGAAACCAAAAAACAUCAAACGGCUGGCUUUUCUAGACUUGCUUUUAAAUACAACUGAUGAAGAUGGGAACAUGCUAAGUCCUCAGGACAUUCGAGAAGAAGUUGAUACUUUCAUGUUUGAAGGUCAUGACACCACAGCAACAGCUAUGAACUGGGUCAUCUACUUGCUAGGUUCCCACCCAGAAGCCCAGCGCAAAGUACACAAUGAACUGGAUGAAGUCUUUGGAAAAUCCGACCGCCCUGUUACAGUGGAUGAUCUGAAAAAACUUAAAUAUUUGGAUUGUGUCAUCAAGGAGACCCUUCGUCUCUUUCCUUCUGUUCCUUUUUUUGCCCGCACUCUCAAUUCAGAUUGCUUUAUUGCUGGUUAUAAGGUUCCAAAAGGGACAGAAGCAGUUGUCUUACCCUAUGCCCUGCACCGAGAUCCAAAGCACUUUCCAGAUCCUGAGGACUUCCAGCCUCAGCGAUUCUUCCCUGAGAAUGCUCAUGGACGCCAUCCUUAUGCUUAUGUUCCAUUCUCUGCUGGACCCAGAAACUGUAUUGGUCAGAAGUUUGCAAUGAUGGAAGAAAAGACUGUCAUUUCCUGGGUGCUGAGGCGGUUUUGGAUCGAAUCCAUUCAAAAAAGAGAAGAACUUCACUUGGUGGGAGAGAUGAUUCUUCGGCCAAAGAAUGGCAUCUGGAUUAAGCUGAAGAGGAGAACAUAGGAGGGAACUUUAAAUUCGAUCGAUUGUAUUGGCAGUUCAUCAUCUAGCCUGAAAGAUGAGAGAGAGAGAGAGAGAGAGAGAGAGGGAGAGAGAGAAAGCUAGCUUACAAAAUUCUUGAAGAUAUAUUUGAAAUGUAAAUCCUCUGGUAGAGGACCCAUUUCAAAGGUCUGAUCUGUCUGCUUUCAUUGGCUUCAGAAUUAGAGCUAUGAAAGCAAAGUUUGGGUAUAUCAACUAUCAAUACAAAAGUUGGUAGUAACCACAUCCUUGACACGUUUCGUCAGAUGGUCACUGAUGUCAAUCACAGGAUGAGCAGGUAACAAGUUUUCCAACCUGGAGGAUAUAGAUCAAUUUGUUGUCCUGUGUUUAUAGACCCAAAUAAAUCAAGGAAAUCAACUUUUUUUUUUAAAAAGAGAAAUACUGACAUUUAGUUUUUAUUCCUCAUAAAAGCACAGAUGCUUAAGAAACCCCUUUUUCUUUGUCAAUUAUGCUCUCAUUGAUAGGAUCUAUCCUGAAGAAUAGCUACAAUUCCUUUGAGAUAAAAGGUCUAUUUUGUUUUGAUAUUUGAAAAAAAAAACUAGUAUUUUGUUCUUUUGACCUAAGAGAUUUAAAAUAAUUUUUUGAAUUAUAAUAAUUCGCUUGCAGUAAAAUUAUUUUAAAGCACUUUAUAUUUUCAAAGCCCUUAAUAAUCUUUAUCAGUUAUUUGUAAUUUACAUAAAGAAGCAAAAUUUUUAGAGCAAAGGGGAUCGUAGAGACUUCCAGCAAUCUUCACCCCCCAACUCCCAAAGAAAGCCAUUACCUGAAAGGGAGCAAAAGGGUCUCUGAAGAACCAAAAACAAAUGUCAUAAAAGAGAUGCCUUAAAGCCUGUGUACUUUUUAAAAAGCUUUAUUGAUUUUUACUCAGCACAUAAUUCUAAUAAAAUUGUUUUUCUAGCUUCUUAAUCCACAAAAAAUCAAAGUGUGUGGUGUAGGAGGGGAACGAUCAAAAUCCUAAUGACAGAUGCAUUGAUAGUAUAUGAGAGUAAAACUAGGAGGUAGACAAAAAUAUUCCAGAUUGCCCUGAAAUUAGAAGGGAAAUACUUAAACCUUUUCAGCUUGCAGAGGUAGGAUUCAGUUAGUGAAUGUGUAUAGAUAAAAUAUAAGUGGAAUGGUUUUGUUUCUCAGUCUAACAUGGUCAUGGUUAUCAUUUACUUACUGGGCUGUCUAAUAAUCAUGUAUGGGAUCUGAAAUAUUGAAAUCAAGGCACUGACUUUUGAAAAUAAAGUUUUGGGUUUUUUUAACUUCUAAA